Messenger RNA from Caenorhabditis bovis, 741 nucleotides. The record is from the annotation of a GenBank genome assembly. Lineage: Eukaryota; Metazoa; Nematoda; Chromadorea; Rhabditida; Rhabditidae.
AUGUCUUCGCUUUUAGUAGGACGGCUAGCUGUUGUUACAGGAGGAGGAUCCGGAAUUGGCAAAUCGAUUUGUCAAACACUUGCCGCCAAUGGUGCUCGAGUAAUUGUUUCGGAUUUGAAUGAAAAGUCUGCAAAAGAAUCCCUUGCGACUUUGAGAGGUGAUGGUCAUCAAGCUGUGGUUUGCGAUGUUUCUGAGCCAGACAGUGUAAAGACACUUUAUGAAAGUGCCAUCAAAGUAGGAAAUCCUUCAGUUCUGGUCAAUUGUGCAGGAAUUACUCAGGAUUCAACUCUAUUGAAAAUGACACCCAACAAAUGGGACAGCGUAAUUAAAGUCAAUCUGAACAGUAUUUUUCACGUAUCGCAAGCGUUUGCUCGUCAUUCAGUUACAGAACAAUCUCCCUUAUCCAUCAUUAACAUAUCAUCAAUUGUUGGCAAAACGGGAAACUUUGGACAAACUAACUAUGCAGCGACCAAAGCAGGUGUUAUUGGGUUUACAAAAUCAGCUGCUAAGGAACUUGCCAAAAAAAAUAUACGAGUUAACGCAAUUUUGCCUGGAUUCAUCAAAACUCCAAUGACAGAAGCUAUGCCGCCGAAUGUUUUGGCCAACAUUUGUGCUGGAAUCCCAAUGGGCCGUAUGGGAGAAACUGAAGAAAUCGCAAACUCGGUGCUUUUCUUAGCAUCUGAUCUUUCAUCAUAUGUUACUGGAAUUACUCUUGAAGUUACUGGUGGAUACAAUAUGUAA